AUGCUUCCAACUCCACGCGAUUUGGAUGAGAUGCUUGUAGUCGUGACGGUCAUGCGGUCGUUCGGUGCUAGCGCCCUGCGAGUGCUUUCCUUAAGUGUUAUUUGGCCCAAAGUUCUGCGUUGUGCCUCUUUUGUGUUGUCGGCAAAGACCAUGGCUUUGGUACGCGGUGCCAGGAUCCGCCAUGAGUAUCCGUCGCCUCGCAGUCCGGUCCCUCGACGUCGUUCCGCGCAUGAUGAAGAAUUGGAUGCUUUCUCCCCACAUGGAAAGAAAAGCCAUUCGCUUGACUUACCAGACGAGUUCCAAUCUACCAGAGAGUGUCAUGAUUCCAGGGUGAUCGGUGGCAGGAAGCUUUUCAAGACCGUACAAGCAACGCAGUGGUCUCGUGAGUGGGGCCUUGCGGGAAAGCGGAUUGAAGACAUCUCUCUCCCCGAGCUGACAUGGCUUGGGUGGGAGAAUUGGGGGUUGCGUGCAUUGUCAGCCGGAUGUUACACCUCCGUAGUGUUUGCCCGCAGCGUGCGGGAGGGUCAGUGCAUGGACAUUUUUCAGCGAGAGCUCCGUUCGCGUCACAUCGACAUUGAAUCAGCAGCAAUCCAAUGGGCUCAACAUGAAAACCAGCUGUCCGAAAAGACUGCUGGCAGCUUGUCCCGUGAAGACAAGAACGAUGCCAUGAACAAGUUCGUGAAGUGGAUUGUUGAUCAGGUUCAGAAGUGGAGUGUUUCGGCCGUUGAGGAGUCUCAAACUGCUCGUAUUCGUCAGCUUGAGGCACAGAUUGCAGAUUUGAAGUCGCAAUCUCACCAGGGUCAAACGACAGAACGAGAGCCUUCCAAACGGAAGGAUGCCAGUGCUGAAUCUUCUAUGCCUGCGAACAAGAGAUUGCGUGUCGCUGGGAAGAAGGGGCGAGAACAAGCCGGUGAUUUCCAUGUGACUGCAGAUCAGUUGUUCGAGCUGGAUCCCCCCCAGAAGCCGCUGCGGGCUGACUGCCCACCAAAAGCUGGAACAUCCUCCGUAACCUCGUGGUUGAAGAAGCUUCCUCGUGAAGUUCAGUCCCAAGCUUUAGUGGAUUACAAAGCCAUUGAGCCAUUGGUCAAAACAUGGUCGGAUGACAAAAUCGGAUCUCUCAAGGAGAUUGCUUCCGCGUGGGGCCUCCCGGUACAGUUGUCCGUGGGUAUGUCGAACAAGGAUCUGGUUCGAGUGAUCGUUGCGGCACACCACAUGGCAUAUCGAGGAAGCGCUUUUUCUCAGCCGCAUGUCGUGUAUGUUCGCAUUCCGAUGUUGGCGGUGACACGGAAGGGAUUGGUGUCUUCUACCUCGCAUUCUUCGAAAGCUGUAAAACAUUCCAUGUUCUAUGUUGGGUCUACCACCAUUACGCUUGCUCGUCGUGAUGCGGACCGGUAUCGCAAGUUCAAGCAGUUGUUUGCCACCGCUACAGUUCAGGCCGAGCCGUCCGUGCGGUACUGGUUUCAUCGGAAGUCAUUCUUUGAAUAUGUGUCGGUGGCCCUUUUCCCAUGUUCAUGUGCGGUAAGUGCCCGUGUGUGCGAGAACGUCUUUUUGCAGAUGUGGAGGCCGGGGUUGAACUAUCCGCAAACUAACAAGCUCAUUUUUCAGAGCCGUGGUGUGAAAGAGACACCGCUUAUGAAGAAGCAUGAUUUCGUGGCACGGCGGACUGGAAGGAGGUUGUUUCUGAAGCUGCGGAGGCGCGCGAGGUAUGUGCAUCAACAUUUUCGGAGUAAGCCGGCAAAGCCGACGUUGAAUCGUGAAGAUGCGUGGAUGGUUCUUCAUGAUCUCACAACACAAGACGGUCGAGCAUGGAACAUGCAGUGUAGUUUGGGUUCUGCACGAUGGCAUGAUGAUCAUGUGUAUGCGCUGUAUAAGCUCGCGGCCAACUUGGAAGAGCCAUUCAGGUCCAGAGCGCGUGGUCGUUUGGCAAAGGUUCUGCAGUUUCGGCGUCAGGAUGUUCCCAGAAGAAAUCAACCUCUGGUUGUGCCGUUUCUUGCGCAUUCAAAGUUCCCGGCAUUUGUCGUCGCGUGGUUGAGGGAUGUAAGGCACAAGUUUCAGAAUGUGUUGCUGCCAUUCCAUUUGCCAUCCAAGACGGUGGUGGAAGGAAGUCAUCAAUGCGUGGGCAAGAUGUUGUUCUCCUUCAAAGAGUGGUUCAAAAGGUUCCAGUCGUCUCCUGGGGAAUCGUUUUGCAAGUGCAAAGAGGUCUUGAGCCAGCAUCCAGAACUGCAGACCGUUGGCGGGCAUGUUGCAUCUCCGGCUGAGCGAUUGUCCAUGUCAUCACAUUUGAAGAAGUUGGUCGGAUAUUCGGCCAAAACCAUGGUGUUUCCCAGCAAACAUGUGUUCCUUGGCAUGACGCGCAAGCUGGUACAGAAAUGGGCACGCAUUCACAGAUUCCCGGUUCAUCAAGUCGUUCAUGAUUGGGAAAGCUUCGUUGAGGAGCAAUGGCCAAUGCAUUUGAGAGCUGUGUCUCAUCGUUUUACAUUUAAAGAUGUGUGCCGAGUGAAACAACAUCUCCAUCGUCUUGUAUGUCACAGUCGCGAUCAUGCGUACGAACAGGUCAUGGUGUAUUGCCCGGAUUUGUUUCGGAAAGGGGUGCUUGCCACGUUCGAAGAUACCGAUGUGUAUGAAGAGCUUCCCUUCCUUCCGCAAGUUUAUCGUCAGACCGAUGCAAAGCAGAUUCCUGCCAGCUUGUUGCGAAGACAUCCAUGGGGUUUCAGGUUGACGGCACCGAUUCCUCAUGCAUUUGUUUUCUUGAAGAAGAAAAAGGACUACCAGUCGGCUAGGAGCAUCAUCUCGUAUCGCAUGUCGAUGUUGGCACCAGCAUUGAAGGUUGCAUCACUUGUUCUAUGUGAAGUCACAAAAGAGGUUUUUCCAGAAACCUUUGCGCGACUGAGUUUGAGCAGGUUGUGGCCAAGCUUGCAUGGGUACCUGCGAGAAGUUGUCAUUCCAUGGCGUGAUGUCACUGAGUUCGAAGUGGUUUGUGACGAUUUGGUUGGGUUUUUCAACUCGUUACCAGUGGAACGCAUCCAGCAGGCAGUAGAGCUUGUCUUUUUGCAGUAUUUCCAGAACCGAGCGUGCAAUCAUCCGGAUGCUUUCAUGUUCACGGUGCAUGAUCAACAAAAAUUCUCAGAAGGCCGAGUCUUGCGAGGCAAGGCACGAGUGUUUCGGAGUGCGGUGAUGCGGCAGAUUUCUGCAGGAGACGUGAAACAGCUUGUGGCACUCUCUUUCCUUUUCGCCAAAUUCACCAUCAUGGGCCGAUGUUUCCGGCAAAUACGAGGUUCCCCUAUUGGGAAUCAAAUAAGCCCUGCACUGUGCGAUUUGACCGUGAGUGUUGAGGAAGCGAUGUGGGCUGCAAGCUUUGAUGUUGCAAAACACUCCUGGAAGGCCAUGUGUUGGUUUGGGAGGUAUGUGGACAACCGUUUCCUGGUGUUUCCAAGGGGUUUCCUGCAAAGUCCUGCAUUCCAGUCUCUGGUGAGUCCGAUGUUCUAUCGUGAUCCCGUCAUCCUCGAGGCAUGCGAUGCUGGUGAUUUGUUGGGAUGCAUGGUGGAUAUUGAAGCUGGGACAGUGGAGUUUCGUAUUCCGAAUGAAAGCUGGCAGUAUCGACCGAUCAACAGCGCAGGAUCUCGGAGGUUGAACUUGGCAGGCUUUCGAUCGCGGUCAUGCCUCAUCAAACGGCAGGCUUUUCCGAAGAGUGUGGUUAGAAGACAGUUGAAGGAGUUAACUGACAUGUACAUGUGUUUCGGUUUCACUCGCGAUGAUCUCCAGCAUGCAUGA
Symbiodinium sp. CCMP2592 is the source of this 3771-nucleotide messenger RNA. The record is from the annotation of a GenBank genome assembly. NCBI's taxonomy places the organism in Eukaryota, Dinophyceae, Suessiales, Symbiodiniaceae.